AUGCAGUCUGAGGCAACAAUACAACAAAUAACAGCACUUCUGGACGAACAAAUGCCAGAUUUUGCUGAGCUCCUCAAUGAGCCAAGAACACCUUCACCAAUGAAGAGGUUGAGGAAUGAAAUGACCACGCCUAUACUGUCUCCAUCACUUUUAGUACCAUCUGACAUCCUGUUUAGUAAAUAUUUAGAACCUGUAUCACCAGAACCUUUCAAAGACCCAAUGACGUAUUCCCCAUCAGACAGACAAUUUAUUUCACAACCAGAAACUCCAAUACCAUCAGACUGCACACAUACCAAUCCUCCAUCAUCACCAGAACCUCCAACACCUACAGACACACACCUUGAUUUGACAAAGACCAUUACACCAGUAUAUGCAGUGUCAACAAAUGAUGAACCUAUAGAUUUGUCCAAGAGAACAUCAAUCCCAUUAUUAACACCAUCAUCGAUACCAUUACCAUCACCAGAACCACCACCAAUACCAUCACCACUACCAUCACCAGUACCACCACCAGUACCAUCACCAGUACCAUCACCAUUAUCGUUACAAUCACCUCCCCCACUAUCAACUCCAUUACCUGAAGCACCUUUAGACCUUACCGUCAAUGUAGAGCAAGCCAUAGAACCAGCAGAAAUUGAUUGCACCCGACCAGCCAAUAAAUGA
Messenger RNA from Mytilus californianus (California mussel), 660 nucleotides. RefSeq lists its product as uncharacterized. The record is from RefSeq and is a predicted model, not a curated record. NCBI's taxonomy places the organism in Eukaryota, Metazoa, Mollusca, Bivalvia, Mytilida, Mytilidae. Bases 1 to 660 code for a protein of 219 amino acids. The transcript has a single exon.